CACCAAGUGUAUUCUACAAUUAUUUCAGAAUAUGAGAACACAUAAUUGACUUUUAUAACCUGUGCGAGUAAGGUAUUUUCUAAUUCACAAUUUUAUUUUUAUUAAUUAUUUUAUUUUUAUUUUUACUAAACUUAUUUUUUAAAAGAAGACACCCCUAUGAAAAAUUCUUGGUGCGCCACUGGUCGUGAUGGUGAGGAUGAGGUGGAAGAUGGCUAAUGUUGUAAAAGGGGGUAACCGAGUGGAACUCUGGAUUAAUGGGAGCUCCAAUUGAAGAAGAAGAAAAAAAAGAACCAACAAUACUCAAUAUCUUCUUGAUUCUCCGCCCACACGACGCGCCUCUUCCAAUUUAUUCAAUUUUUCGCUGCCACGGUUGGGCUCUCACAUGCAUAUGCUUUUGAAAUUCCGAAAGAAAGAUGGAUGAGGAGAACCAACAGCAGGGGAUCGGCACAUCGGCGGUGAAGGCGAUGAAGCUAUAUUCACGGUCGUCGGUCCUCGUGCUGGCCCCUGCCCUGGCAACGCUUCUCUGCUUCCAAAUCACGAUGGCCGGGCCCGGGGAUCCUUCGAAUCGGAUUUCCCUACCGACGCCGAAAGCUAUUCUUGAUUCUAUGGGAGAAUCCCGGCGAGGAAGACGGUGAUGUCGAUUACCAAUUUCGGAGGGGUCGGCGAUGGAGAAACGCCCAUCACGAAAGCAUUCCGAAAAGUUGUUCGACACAUGUUGUGGUUCGGGUUGGACGGCGGAUCGCAGCUGAAUGUGCCGGCGGGGAGGUGGCUCACCGGCAGCUUCAACCUGACCAACAAUUUCACAUUGUUUCUUGAACAAGGCGUUGUGAUUCUUCUCACUCUUCGGUUGUAAAGAGGAACCAACAAUACCCGAUAUCUGACAAAAAAGUUAAUAUGCUCACAAGGUGUUUUGUGAGUAGAUACUCACAAGGCCCAAAUUUGUCCACAUCGGCCCACUUCUAAUCCAAGGGUGAGGGGGUUAGCCCAGUCAUGGCUCAUUUAAGUGAGCUAUUUAAGGGUUUUUUGCACAAGCCGACCGAACUUAACAAGGUGGCUUGGGUUCACCUUUGAUUUGGGCAGGAUUGAGAGAGGGAGCCGCUGAGAUAACUCAUAUCCAGCCGAGACAUAUAAGUAUCCAAAAAUGCGCGAAGAUCUGAGUUGACAAAAGAGAGAGAAAAGCAUGGCCCACCAUCUGCUAUUUUUGUUGCUUUUGAAGAAUUUUCACAUGAGAGAGAUGUUGAACAUUUAAUGCCACCCACCAACUAUUCUCACAUGAAGAGAGAAAUCAACCCGGAUUAAUAUUCAUAUCGUCCAAUCUAGUAUCCAUCCUUAAACAAAAUAUUAUCCAUGGACCGAAGGAAAUUAGUUUAUAUGGUCGGAUAUUAGUCUGGGCGGUAUGAAUAUAAGAAUAUUAAUUUUUGCAUGAACUGAUAUUAUAUGCGAUGGAUAUUAGUUUGUGAAUUAAUUGUGUCUUCCAUCAAAAAUAAAGGGUUAUAGGUAUAAUAUGCCCCUCUACUAUGUAAUUUUAUCAAACAUGCCCCUAGACUAUUUUUAUAUCAAACAUGCCCUUGUACUUUGGAAAAAUGAUCAAACAUGCCAUUCUGUUAAAAUUUCCAUUAAAAAAAUCGCCAACCAUGGUUGAACCGAGAUGUAGAUGACCCGACAUCGGCAAAUGAGAGCGAAAAUGUCAGUUUCGUUCCCCAUUUUAUUUUUCUAGGGCUCAUUAAAGUGAAAUUAUUAGAGUUAUUUGGCUCUACAAAAGAACCCAAAAAAUUUGAAAGUGAAAUUACCAAAGAUAUUUUAGAUAUUAGUGUCGCCCAAACCAAGGUACGACCAUGAUUGACUGUUUUUGUAUGGAAAUAUUAACAGAAGGGCAUGUUUGAUCAUUUUUCUAAAGUACAAGGGCAUGUUUGAUGUAAAAAAUAGUAGAGGGGCAUGUUUGAUAAAACGACAUAGUAGAGGGGCAUAUUAUACCUAUAACCCAAAAAUAAACACGCUAUCAAGUCCUAACACACAAGGCUUGCAACCUUAGUUAGGCUGCCCGCCGAAGGCCAAUGAAUCAAUAAUAUUAUGAGAGUGUGUCUUCCAGACCCUGAUAAUAGUCCGUUUGUGAUUUCAGAAAUUAGUUUAUAUGGUUAGAUAUUAGUCAGGUUGCUAAUGAUAUUUGUUCAUAUAAGGGUGAAUAGUAUUUCUAGUGUGGAUGAAUGUUAGUCUGGGAGCCACAGAUAUUUGUUCUAUAAAUGACAGAUAUUUGUUUUUUGGUGAAUGGAUGUUUGUAUGGGCGGUAUGGAUGUUUGUUUUAUGAACUUAUAUUAUAUGCGAGGAUAUUAGUUUGUAACUAUUCACUUGCGAACCUUAUGGUCACUAUUCCUAUGUGAACCUUGUACUAACUAUUCAAAUAUCAUCUUUGUUUAUUUAAGCACCCACCCUAACAUACUGGUUUCCCAACUUACCCACCAUAUUGUGCUUCUCUUCUGAAACAACUUCCAUGUCUUCAGAGUCGGAGGAUGAAGAUAUCACCGAGGAAAGCAUCCGGAAAUGAAGUUUUUUGUUUUGU
Linum trigynum is the source of this 2557-nucleotide messenger RNA. The record is from the annotation of a GenBank genome assembly. Lineage: Eukaryota; Viridiplantae; Streptophyta; Magnoliopsida; Malpighiales; Linaceae.